Choloepus didactylus (southern two-toed sloth) is the source of this 3959-nucleotide messenger RNA. RefSeq names its product GRB2 associated binding protein 3 (gene GAB3). The transcript has 11 exons. The record is from RefSeq and is a predicted model, not a curated record. NCBI's taxonomy places the organism in Eukaryota, Metazoa, Chordata, Mammalia, Pilosa, Megalonychidae. Bases 520 to 2541 code for a protein of 673 amino acids.
UCUGUGGCAAUUCCUGGAGUCUGACCAAUAAGGCCACUGAAAUUGCAGCACAGAAGGAGGCCGACACCUGUAAGCAAUCAGAAUCUGAGAAGCAAAUCCUAGAGCUCUAGGCACUCUUGGCAAGGACAAUAUGGAGCACAGCCAUGGGUCUUGAGGGGAAGAGGCCCACACAGUUCCCUUUGGCAGGUUAAGUUGAAAACUGCCAUUGCUGAAAUGGCAGCAAUACUGAAGGAUCAAAACCUAAAAGCUCCAAAUGUAGAUAACUGCAACUUUUGCUCCCUCAGCUUGAGUUGGAAAGCAUGGCUCUGAAGGCAGGUUACUGACCCAUCCUGUGCACAUGCUAAGGAAAUGAUUUCAUAGCUCUGGGAUUUCACCACUGAAGAGGGGGAAGGGGGCCAAUUCCGCUGAAACAAAGGGACAGUAAUCACUCUUGCCAGAAAAGCAGUUUAAAUUAGAGGUGUCUCUUUACAGCCUCAGAGACUUUCAAGAUGUUUCUCAGUUCAUUUCAGUGUCUGCACAAUGGAUACAAUCCAGACGGACCACUGCAACUUUAUUGGAGUGAAUUCUGGAGCCAAAGAAGUGAAACUUGCUAUAACCCAGUCAGGUUUGUUUUACUGUGCCUGGCGCAAGCGCUGGUUUGUCCUUCGGCGGGGCCGCAUGAGUGGCAACCCCGACGUCUUGGAGUACUACAGGAGCAAGCACUCCAGCAAGCCCAUUCGCGUGAUAGACCUCAGUGAGUGUGCAGUGUGGAAGCACACAGGCCCGGGCUUCAUUCGGAAGGAAUUUCAGAAUAAUUUCGUGUUCAUUGUCAAGACCACUGCUCGUACGUUCUAUCUGGUGGCCAAGACUGAGGAAGAAAUGCAGGUCUGGGUGCACAGCAUCAGUCAGAUCUGCAACCUUGGGCAUUCGGAGGAUGGCACAGCAGACUCUGUGGAGAGCCUCUCUUGCACGCCCUCCUCCCUCCAGCCUUCCCCCGCCAGCUCCUUUCCCACAGCCCAAGCUGCCGGGUCCUCCUUGCCCAGAGAUGACCCAAGUGCUAAUACCUUAGCCACAGAGGAAACCAGAAGUGAGUCAGAGCUUCUCUUCCUUCCUGAUUAUCUGGUUUUGUCCAACUGUGAGACUGGAAGACUGCAUCAUGCCAGCCUCCCCACCAGAUGUGAUAGCUGGUCAAACUCAGACCGCUCAUUGGAACAGACUUCAUCUGAUGACGUUUUUGUUGACUGCCUGCCAUCACUCCCCUCCAGUAACUUGGUAUACCCCUCACGCCUUGGGGAUGGAUCACAGGAGGCACCUUCCACAAGGUCUCAGGCCACCCUGAUUAGGAGUAGAGAAAUCAAUGGGCCAUCCAGGGACCACCUGUCACCUUCACCAUUGCUGGAAACUUACUUAAAUUCCACCAUUCAGGUAGAUAAAAACCAAGGUUCCUUGUCGUGUGUGGUAAAGGAACUAAACGUUAUGUCCAGCACUCCACCUCCCCGUCCCCCUAAGCCAAGCCAUCUCUCUGAACGACGCCAAGAGCAGCAGCAGCUCCUGUGGAGUGGGCCCGGCAGCACCAAGAACCCAGAAUGCACCAUGGUUCCAAGAAGAAUCUCUCUCUCUGGUUUAGAUAACAUGAGAACCUGGAAAGCUGAUGUAGAAGGUCAAUCCUUAAGACACCGAGACAAGCGGCUUAGUUUAAAUUUGCCAUGCAGGUUCUCUCCAGUGUGCCCCACAACUUCAGCCAGUGCCGAAGACAGCUACGUGCCCAUGGGCCCCCAUGCCACCGCCUCUGGCAUUGGGCCCCACUGCAACACUGAUGAUUACAUCCCAAUGAGCUCAGGGAGCAUCUCGAGUCCACUGUCUGAACUACCUGCAGACUUGGAGCCUCCUCCAGUGAACAGAGAUCUUAAACCUCAGAGGAAAUCACGGCCACCUCCACUGGACCUGAGGAACCUUUCCACCAUCAGGGAGCAUGCAUCUCUAACCAGGACCCUCACUGUGCCUUGCAAUCGAACCAGCUUUCUCUCUCCAGAAAGAAAUGGUAUUAAUUCUGCAAGACUUUUUGCCAAUCCUGUUUCCAGAGAAGAGGAAGAAAGCUACUUCCAAAUGCAGGAGCACAGACAAGCCAGCUCCCUGAGCAGCGCUGCUUUCACUUGGACAAAGAGAAUCAGCCUGGAUUAUUUAGCCCUGGACUUUAAUAAUUCAGCAUCACCAGCCCCCGUACAGAAGAAACUUUUUCUUUCAGAAGAGCAAAGAGUAGACUAUGUCCAAGUGGAUGAACAGAAGACUCAAGCUCUCCAGAGCACAAAGCAGAUGUGGACUGAUGAGAGGCAAUCAAAAGAAAUUCCUCCAGGUCAGGGGUUGUGCAGUGCGGGAGGAGGGAGUGAAGGUGUCAAGCUGGGAAGACCCGAAGGCCGUAAGGCAGAGAGCGCCGGGAGAUCAGCUGUCCUUGGGGAAGGAGGAGCCCCAAAGUCCAGCACACGGCUUAGCUGUGAAGACACGGUGACCCGGUGGGUGGGAGCCACUGGACAAGCCACUUACUGCAGCACACAGACCGGUUGAAUCAUGGCCUUUGACAUCCAACUCGAAACCAAAUGCUCCUCUUAGGCCUGCCUUUCUCCUCUUAAAGACCUCCCAGGCGCGGUGUAUAUCGUCUCUGCUCCCACAAUCACCCUGAUUUUAAAAAUCCAUUUUGUAUUCACUGUUUGCAUUUUUGGCGUUAAUAAAAGUUUUAUAAAGAGGAAUGACUUACAUUCCCUUCAUUUGUUUUAAGCUAUGACAUCAGAUAUACAUAAGGAACAUGUUCUGAAAGCUGAGUAUAUGAAAACAGGGUUCACUGCUCUUGUCAAACACAGUGCACAACAAACUUCACCUGACUCCUGUGGAAUGACCUACAUGCGAGUUAUCUUGUCGCGCACCAUUGAGCAGGUGGUUGUAAUUAGCACUGCUUUUGCUCAACCAAGCCACAUUUUGAUCUACUCCUUUUUUCAUCAGACACCAGCCUCUGUAACGGGCAGUAAAAUCAACUGCUCUCCCUGACACCACAUACAAUAGGAACUUCCUUGUGGCUUCCAUUAAAAAACAAAAGCCCUAGGCCUAUCUCUCCCCAGCGAGGAUUUCUUCUGCUGCCGCCUCCCCUCGCUUUUUCUCCAAGGCUGAGGUGAGGUCCCCGCUGCCUGGAGGCUGGGUCAGUGACAUCUCUAGGCCACAAAGCAAAGUGGUGUGAGCUCGGGUUUGGGGCAACGGGCCAAAGGCACAGAAAGGAUAGGCUCUCUGGGGCCGAGAGAAGGGAGAAGCCACAUUAAAUUCCUUACCCAUGAAGACGUAUUAGGCUGACUAUGAACUCUCUUUUUCUGACACACACUACCCACACCAAGCCACCCACCUAAAGAACAUCAAGUUUACCCCCAGGGCUGAACUGAGAAUCAGGGACCAUGAAACCAUAGAGUCCUUUAACCCCAGACCUCUUCUCUCUGGUUCCUUUAUCUUACCAGACACCUUCCUAAGUUUUGAGCUUCCUGCUGCCAUUUGAUUUCCCUUGAUCAUUAAAUUGUAUUUAUUUUAUCAUUUCCUUAUUUUGAUAGUUCCAUUUGUUUUACAAAUGUUGUUUUUAUUUUCUGUAACUGAGAGUGAGUGGGAUUGGUACAAGCUGGACUAGUGACCCCAAUGGAAUAGAAAGCAGAGCCCGGAUGCAGACCCUCACGUAUACGGGCCCUUAAUUCUUGACACAGGUCGCACUGGAGAGCCUUGGGAUCAUGGUGGCCUUUUCAAUAAAGGGUGCCGCUCAUUGGCUAUCCACAUGGGCAAAAAUGAACCUUAAACCCUCCCUCCUCCCCUCCACAAACUUCUAUUCCAGGUGGCUCUAAAUGGGAAAGGCGGAACAAUAAAUGUUGUUCCCUCUGCUUUGUCGUGUCCAUUUUGCUUCCAUUCGCUGUUGUUGUUGUGUUUGUUUCGUGGUGAAAACCUUUAAUUUUAUUAGU